UCUUCAGGAUAUAACAACGGUAUAAUUUUACAGGAUGUUUUCUAAGUGUAAACUUUUUAUGUUGAUACGCACUGUAGAGUCUCCCUCAUCUUCGGCCAAGACCUCAAGCCCCCCCCCCCUAUGAUCUCCCAAAAUACCCUGGCCUAGAUAGGGCUAAAUAGAUACUGGUUCAUAUUCAGUUCUUCUGUCCAUCAUUUCAGUCAAAAGGGAAAAGCUGGUGGAAAGAAAGGAGGAGUUCAGAAGACGAAGGAUAGAAAAGCAGAGGGAGAGAAAUCGGUGAAGAACAAACUGAAGAAGAUGGAAUCUCUCCCAGAUAACCACUAUGCGAGAGCUGGUGUGGGCGCACAGGAUGAAGUCGAUAUUCAACCAGAACCACUUCAGGAGACCAAACAGAAGAUGCACGCUCUAAUAGACGAAGCCUUCUCAUUGGUCGGCAAGGGAAGUCCAUCUAAAAACGCUGUUGUUCCGUUGAGCGGAGGCCUCUCCAAUAGUCAGAAUCAUAGCAGUAGAGAAGAAGGAAAGAAAACUCCAAGAGAUGGCCAGCAAGAGGUACCCAGGCAGUUGUUUGCUCCAGUCAUACCACCCAUACCAAGGAGAAAACCUAAAGACACAUUAAUUGAUGGGGGUACACAGACAUCAGAGAUGGGCCAGACAACCCGUGUGGUUGUUGUGCCUGUCAGCAAACCACCACAAGAGGGCAGCAGUGUGAUUUGGAACCCCUACACAGCAGGAGACGAGACAGCCAGGUUAUCCCCAUCUCUAGAACCAGCAUCUCUUCCUGGUGGUCUGAACGCAUCUCCAAUCCCUAGCCCCAGGGGUGUAUCAUCCACUCACCAGCAGAGUCUCGUGUCCUCCAGGGAGCGAAGACCCGACGGAGAUAGCCUCCGAGGAACCAAACAGGGCGUGGUCGAACGCUACGCAGACAUGCUCCAAGAGAUGCUGACAAGCCAGCUCCCGCUUCCCCCGGAAGAAGGGGACGACAUCCCAUCCAAGAGCUCCCACAAGCGCGGCGUUGCGCUCCUCGAAGGAGAACCGGACUACGACUGGUCCUUUGACCGCAGCAUCAACGGCUCGCAGAGGUCGGGGUCAAAAACGCGGUCACCGCUCCCGAACAGGACAAAACCAAACGAAGCCGAGAAGGGCUCGGCAUCCACGUCCGUCGAUGAUCAGUUGCCGUCACUUAGCAAGAAGGAGAAGGGGGUUGGUAAGGCGGUGGAUAAGUUUUACGAUGAAUUGGACGUGUCUACGAAUCUGAAAUACCCGACGGGACAGUAUUCGCCUCAGGUUGCAAAUGCGGUGAGGGAAGAACUGAUAAGAUUGACAAGAAGGAUGGGGGAUGGGGAGGAGAGUGGAUUGGUUUGAAUUCCAUUCCCUUUCAGAGUUUUAUUGUUUGUAUGGUUUAUUUCCAAUUCGUCAAAUGCCAGUUUGUCUAAUUGCCAACUCGUCU
Lytechinus variegatus (green sea urchin) is the source of this 1447-nucleotide messenger RNA. RefSeq lists its product as uncharacterized. Bases 298 to 1362 code for a protein of 354 amino acids. The record is from RefSeq and is a predicted model, not a curated record. The transcript has 6 exons. NCBI's taxonomy places the organism in Eukaryota, Metazoa, Echinodermata, Echinoidea, Temnopleuroida, Toxopneustidae.